AUGUUUACGGAACAGGAUGCGAUGCCUAUAACGCAAUCACAAGAGCCCUCGAUGAUUCCGAAUACAUCUACACAGCCACAGAACAAUGAAGAACAUUCUCGAACCAAGACAAAAAAAAAAUCCAAAAAGUCUUCUCACCACCGUACCAUCCCACGUGCCCCACACCGGCAGCUUUUUCUUACCGACACCUCCCAGUUAUUACCCUUUCACAUUUCGAAAAAAGGCCGGAUGUCUACGCAACAGUUGCUGUACCAAAAACAUGAAGGCAACGCCACACACCCUUCUCGCGCGCCGCAUGAUCCCUCCGUCUUUCUUUCCACCAGUAGCAGGGUUUCUACUGAAUCACAGCCACAUCAUGACCCAUCACUCAUUCCGCAUUCUACCUUGAGUAAGGGCCACGAAGGGUCUAAUUCGGUCGCCUCGGAUGCAUUUUUUUAUCGUAAUGCCCAACAGGGUGAACUGCCGCACGGCCAGAGCCAUCCACAUGACAUCCACGAAACGCAACCCCAGGGAAAGGAUCUUGGCCCUACGAGGUCACUGCGCAAUCAACUUAUCUACGCAGACCGUUUUUUUUACAUAUCCGAGCCUGUGGAACUUCAGAUCGAGUCGAUGUCUGGACCUUGCGUCCGCCUUAUGCUCUUUCUUUGGUAUUUUACCUUCCUCCUUUGUGUAGGAAUUGACAUGUUCCCGCGACUGCGGUGGGAUAUGCUAGAUAUUUGCAACUCGGAAAGCGUGAGCUUGAAGAAUCUCGGUCAGUGGAGUAGCACCUGCUUCGAAACUCAGCCGUCGUUGUCAAAGCCCGGACACUUCAAUGUGACCUGGGUCCCGAAUAUUCAGGAAGAUCGCGUCACCCCAUACUACGCGCUACGCCAUGUUGUGGUGAGUACACCACGGCCCUCCACACUCUCUUCCCCGGAGGUUCGCUACAACGAACUCGUCGGGGUUAUCACCGGCGAUGACGAAGUCCCGAUUGUGUUGGGCCCCAUGGAAACGACGCUUUAUUGCAGCGAAAAAAACAGCCUAUGCGAUGUGCUGAAACUUCCGGGUGGGGUAAUGUUUCCUUUUCGUGGGUUGUUUUUCCCUGAGCUCUCGCCGGAGUUGAUGAAUGCGAUGACUGGAGGAUCAAGUGGGAUGGGUCCAUCGGCCUCUAUUGGGAUCUUCUUCGAGCGAAAGAGUUACACUAUUGUUUCAGUUGUUUGCCGUUACUGCUUUAUGGCCUUUUCUAUGAUACACAUGUUGAGGUUCACGGUAUAUCGCAGGUACACAAGCCAUCUAUACGAGCAGAGUUGGAUUAUCGGGUUGCAAAUAUUCUUGAUUUUUUAUUUGAACCCACUUUUUGUAGAGAACCUAUCAGCACAUCCAUUUUCUGGCAUUCUACAUUUUUUUGAAGCUUCUCUACCAACUUGCUUUGUAGCGAUGAACCUAGCUUUCAUGUUCUCCGUUAUGACUGCCUCAAUGUUAUGGGAACAGAACACAGACAAAUGCAAGGCAGUUCACGAGAAGGACAUGACGGUGGACAGCGAUAAGGAGAGCCUCAAUCUCUAUGGGACCAUACGAUCGAGGAGCUGUUUGACCACUCUUUAUAAAUUUUUAUUCUGCAGCAAAAACUUAUAUGAUCCACCAUUGUGGACGAAGCUUAUUGCCGUUUCUUAUGUUUUUUUCAUAUUAUUGUACCAAAUUGUUCGCUCAAUUAAUAGUCCAGACUACGCCUUUGCUGGUACGGGCUUUAGCGUUAAGCUUGGAGACAUCAACUGGUGUAUUUGUGCACUUGUCUUAGGGUGUCUAAUUUGCUUUGGUUUGCUCUUUUACUUAAACAACCACCUGGGUAAAAAGCCGUACCUUGAAACCCGCCCGCAGCAGCUUGCUUGUUGUAUGUUUCUUAUGAUAUUCCUGUUUAUUAUUCUAUUUUAUAUCGCCAACUGCAUCACGCUCUAUGCAUAUGUAAGUCGCUUUUAUCCUGUUACUAAUCCGUAUUUUCCGUUCACACAUCUUACCUCGCUGACGCUGAAUACGCUUUUUGUGAAUAUCAUGACAUUUGUCUACACUACUCAACCACGAGACGAUAACGUUCCAAUUCAUCCAAAUGACGAGCGCUGGAUGUUCAUGGUGUGGCCGCACACAUGGCAUACAUGGCUCGCUCGGCACGGUGGAAGCCAGUAUAUUUUUUUCACCGAACGUCAAGAAACAAAUUUUUACAAGCUUCAACUCGAUUUUCACAAGCGUCAGUUAUUAGCACGAUUGAAAAGGAAAAGGGAUACUAGUGUAGAAAAGAAGCAUUGGGCCCAUGGCGUUGGGAAGGCCAACUUGGAUAAACCGUCAUCAACUAUGGAUAGGUCUCAAAUAGAGCAAACGAACCAAACAGAGGGUCUUAUCGAUCUUAAGAAUCACACUGGUAAUAUUAUUUUCGAUCACAAAUUGACUAGUCCAUACACAAAAGAAGCCAAGCAAAACGAGGAUACCCUCGCACUUCCGAGCAUAUCAAAGAUGGCCACCUCAGGAAAAUCCCAAUCACUUAAUUUACAAAAGGAACACUUCCCUGAUUCAGAGAUAGGGAUGGUUCCCAUACGGAUUAAAAGUAGUCUUAGCCCUUCUGAGUGUAACUUACCAAAUCUGGUUAGCAGCUCUGUGAAGAACGAACAAGAAAACUUACCCUACGGGAUUUCACCUGUUUCAAAACCUUCCUGCAAACACUCAAGGGUGGGUUCAAAAGUGGGGUUUAUUGAAGAAAACUUAAACCACUGUAACGGCACCCGUAAGGGAGACAUGAAGAAAGGAUUAGGCUGCAUGGACUGCUUCAGCAGCUCCUACUUACCAGAAUUACCGGAGGACGAUAAUAUUUAUAUGCUAUCACGGUCAAGGCGACACGUGACGCCGAAUGACAAGAUCCCACUUCUUAACACAUCUGUCGAGCUGCACGCAUCGAACUUAGUGAGCCCUAGGUUAGUAUGCGGUGUGGAGGGACACGCCAAGCAUUCCGCCUAUUUGGAAUCGAGCACGAAGCGAGCGUGCAUUCAAGCGAUCACCGAAUCAGCUCGAACUCAAUUUCACAGCAAUCAGCUUGUACCGUUAAGCCCUCCCAGCCAUGGGAUGAGGGAGACGCCAAGCCGGGAGGGGUACUCUCUUUCUCUCUCUGCGACCGACAAGGAUGGAUCGUCAGUUCGGUCGGUGGGUUUGAUGAUGGGUACAUUGCAUUCCAGAACUCCCACACCGCAACUCGAACUUUCUUCUUCUCAUUGUGGACACUUAUCGCUUAAGCAUCGAGGCGCUUGCAAACGAGCGCGUUCUCACGACUGCAACAUCGCGCCGAUGGCGACUUCCAGAUCGAAGCAGUCGAUCAAGGGCUUCCCUGUUCGCACCCCGCGAGAGGUGCUUUUAACUCAACCUUCUGAUGAUGCUAGUAGCGUGGGUUCUGAAUACAAUCGGUCCACUUUCCAAAGAGCUGUGAACAAAGUCCACCUUGGGAUCAAUAAGCUUGUGGGCGUUGCCGAGCGGAAUCUUGUCAAGCGACCAAUGCACCACAUUGGGCAAUUGCAAAAAAUCGUUCUGGAUGCGUUCUACAAACCUUUUGAAAGCUCCAACUACUUGCCUUUCUUCAAUCUUGAGACCGCAAUCGAUUGCUUCAACUUGUCCUGGGAGGUAUACCAUCUCGAGUAUAACAACAUCGUUGAAUAUGAAAAGACAGAUAUGUGGUUAAAUCUAAACAACGUGUUUCAAGUGAUUUCAUCCUUUUUCAGGUGUUGCUUAUGUCGCGGUCAUGUACCUGAAGAAGUUUCAGACGAAAGCAAUAAGCACCUCAUAUUUCCGAGUGUGAGUAAGGAUCCACAUUUUGCCGUCAAGAUGAUCGAUCGUACAGACAAUGAACGAGUUGGGUCAGAAUUUAUCGGGAAACAGCCCUCUGAGACAGGUAAGGCCAGCCAUGUGAAUGCAAAGAUAGGAAUAAUAUCCAACAUAGCGCCUUACAAAGUUGAUGAAAAGCGUAAGCAGAUGAUCUAUACCCUAGUGGGGUCUUCAGUGGUUGAAAAAAUCAAUAAUGACGCUGACGCCUGUGUUAAGUAUCCCAAUGGUGGCAAUUCAGCUUCAAGACAUCUUGAAGCCAAUCCUGUGAAGCCGCAAACCAAUGCCAAGGGAGCGGAGCAGCUAACCAUGGCACCCAGCGCGUUCAGCCAUUCCGCUCAACCUGCCCCAAGGACCGCGCGGUAUGAACAGUCCACCUCAGAGGUCAUUCCCGAUAAGCCUCACCUACCCACUGGCGUACUUCCCAUGUGCCUGGAGCGCUACGGCUACAUUCCCAUUUGGGUGACGCAGAUCAAAGAAGUGCAAGUCCUUAUCGCCAAGAUCGACACGAACGCUCCUGAGCAUUUAUACAAAGCCCCGCGCAUCGUAAUUUCCCUGCGCGGCACCGCAAACUGGAGCAACGCGCGAGACGACAUGAAGAUCGAACGUUUGGUGUGGGAUGAGAUGGUGGAGGACAUUGCCGCGAUGAACGACAGCGACAAUGACGAUUCCCUCAUGUUGAAGCUCAAGAGUCGUGCUUUUAUGGGCUGCGCCUCGCUCGGGCGGGUGUGGAAGCCUUCUUGCCAUGGUGGAUUUCUCACCAUAUGGAAGGCUAUGAGGCCAGUGGUGAUUGGAAAACUUCUCGAGGUUCUCCAGGGGGACCCCGACACGGUUUAUCGUGUCUUCACGACGGGGCACAGCCUUGGCGGGGGGCUAGCUUCGCUCUGCGCGUACUCAGUAACCCGUGAGCUCCAUCGAAUAAAAUAUCCUAUCCAGGAGGUCACCGUGUACAGCUAUGGUACGCCCCGCAUCGGAAAUACCAUAUUCUGCCGACUUUAUAAUCAUAUGGUACCCAGAACAUUUCGUGUGACGAAUGAGAGCGACCUCGUGGCAACGAUGGGGAUAUUCUGCGAUUCCCACGUCGGGAUCGAGGUUAAAAUCGAUCGCAAUGGGAACUACAUCGUUAAACCGACGGAUAUCGAGAAGAUCUUCCCACCAACGAAAGGUACUGGACUUUCUGUGAUGAAUCACCUGAUGUCUGCCUACGGUGCUUCGCUCAAUACCAUUGCGAUGCACUCGCAGUGCCUCGCACGGUGUUGGAACCCUUAUCUCACCAAAGCUUCGGACACUGAAUAUGAUGAAUGUGUGAGAUGUGGGGAUUAA
Molecule: messenger RNA, 5157 nt
Organism: Phytomonas sp. Hart1
Lineage: Eukaryota; Euglenozoa; Kinetoplastea; Trypanosomatida; Trypanosomatidae
Source: the annotation of a GenBank genome assembly